GGAGCUUCAGGAUUGAAAAGUGAGAUUGUCUUAAUUUAUAGCAGUGAGGUGAAUUUGGCUCUAACUUCCAGAUUUAUUUAUUUAUUUAUUCACUUAUUUAUUUAUUUAUUGACAGAAUCUUGCUCUGUCACCCAGGCUGGAGUGCGGUAGCAUGAUCUUGGCUCACUGCAACCGUGACCUCCUGUGUUCAAACGAUUUUCGUGCCUCAGCUACCCAAGUAGCUGGGAUUACAGGCAUGUGCCGCCAUGCCCAGCUAAAUUUUGUAUUUUUAGUAGAGAUGGGGUUUCACCAUGUUGGCCAGGCUGGUCUCGAACUCCUGGCCUCAAGUGAUCCACCUGCCUCAGCCUCCCAAAGUGCUGGGAUUAUAGGUGUGAGUCACUGCGCCUGACCCAGAUGCUACUUUUAAGUUUGUUGGAUGAUUAUGCUCUUUAAUAAUGUUGUUACACAGUAUGAGACUUUUCAGCCCUCUUUCUAGAACUGUGGAACAAAAGCCAAGUGCCUUCACUUGGUCCAGAAAGAAGUGAUUUGCUUUUAUUUCAAUUAAAAAUUGGGAGACUUAUCUUUAUUAUGUGGCCCUCUUUUACAAAGAACAAAUUGCUUUGUAAACUCAGGUAAGCACUUUGUAUCUCUGAUCUCUACGUUCCUCAUUUGAAACAUGGUAGAACUGGACCAGCUAAUCUCUAAAGUCAUUUCGUUGGCUCUACCUUGCCUUAAUUUUAAGCAUCUGUGUGAUUGUACUGUUUCUUUGGGACUCUCUGGUUCCUAACCCAGCAUAACAUGUUCAUUAGUAUAAAACAUGAGUUUAGAACUUUUGGUUCAUAACCCAUUCUUCAUGUUUUGUCUUGGAGAGUUAAUUCAAGUGCUCCGUCCGAUGUCUCCAUUAAAAAAUGAGAAUGGAAGUUUUUAUCUAUUUCCAUCCUAACAUUGAAUUAUGGUGAAGCUGAAACAGUGCUCAAGAUGAAGCAGCUAAUUGAAGACACUGAAAAGAAUAAAGUUUAUGUUGCUAUGGUGACAGACUAUGGGGCCUUUAUCAAAAUCCCAGGCUGUCGGAAGCAAGGUCUGGUCCAUCGAACUCAUAUGUCAUCCUGUCGGGUGGAUAAGCCCUCUGAGAUAGUAGAUGUCGGAGAUAAAGUGUGGGUGAAGCUUAUUGGCCGAGAGAUGAAAAAUGAUAGAAUAAAAGUAUCCCUCUCCAUGAAGGUUGUCAAUCAAGGGACUGGGAAAGACCUUGAUCCCAACAACGUUAUCAUUGAGCAAGAAGAGAGGCGGAGGCGAUCCUUCCAGGAUUACACUGGGCAGAAGAUCACCCUUGAGGCUGUCUUGAACACUACCUGCAAGAAGUGUGGCUGUAAAGGCCACUUUGCAAAAGAUUGUUUCAUGCAACCAGGUGGGACCAAAUACUCUCUGAUACCUGAUGAGGAAGAGGAAAAGGAAGAGGCAAAGUCAGCAGAGUUUGAGAAGCCUGACCCUACAAGGAAUCCUUCUAGAAAAAGAAAGAAGGAGAAGAAGAAAAAGAAACAUAGAGAUAGGAAGUCAUCUGACUCUGACAGCUCAGACUCUGAGAGUGAUACAGGCAAGAGGGCAAGGCACACAUCAAAAGACAGCAAGGCAGCAAAGAAGAAGAAAAAGAAGAAGAAGCACAAGAAGAAGCACAAGGAGUGAGAGUAUAAAGAGUGUAGGGGGUGGUUGAGAGUAAGAAACCAGGAGCCUUGUGCCUUGAGACUCCUGGAAAGACUCAAUAGUGAGAAUAUAGCCUCCCACCCCAUUAACUUCGCUCCCAUGGGAGAUGGCUUCCCCUCAUGCAACAGGCAGGUUUGGGAGUUAGAGGUCAAAAGCAGCUGCCUGAAUGAGUUGUUGUUUCCUUAUCACUCCUGGUCCCUUUGCAAGUGAACCCUGCAGCUCACCCAUUCAUUCACCCAACUUCCUUCAUUCAGCAGGAGGUCCUAUUACCCUCUCCAGCUGCCACUGCCAGAGCUGGAUUCCUGUAAAGGAGUCCAGGCUAGAGCCACAGAGACUGUUGUGGAGGUGAGUUCGGCUGUAGUUAGAGUGAUUGGACCCUUCCUAUUGGUCUGUCCUGGGCCAACUGGUGGGUGAUCUCUGCUGCAUCCAACAUGGGAGCAGAGAGACUGGCAGCAGGAGGGGGGAACAUGGUGAGAAGUGGUGCUCACUUUUCCCAUUCCUCCUAACAUAGUUCUACUAUGCUAGAAGUGGCAUCCAGCGGCCACAGCUAGAAAACAGUCUGCAGUGUGACUUAACUUGUGUAUUGCAUUCCAGCAGACCACUGAACCAGACAGCGAAGCCAAGAUCAUUGUUCUACUUUGUAUUUACUACUGUGUGAAUCAGUUGAUUCUACUUCAGGUCCUUGCUUAAAUUCCUGUCACUAAAUGGAAAUGUGUUUGGUUUUAAA
This is a messenger RNA of Pan troglodytes (chimpanzee), 2404 nucleotides long. RefSeq names its product zinc finger CCHC-type containing 17 (gene ZCCHC17). Lineage: Eukaryota; Metazoa; Chordata; Mammalia; Primates; Hominidae. Gene Ontology annotation, molecular function: zinc ion binding; RNA binding. Gene Ontology annotation, biological process: RNA stabilization. The transcript has 8 exons. The coding region runs from base 958 to 1659 and encodes 233 amino acids. The record is from RefSeq and is a predicted model, not a curated record.